Molecule: messenger RNA, 6930 nt
Organism: Klebsormidium nitens
Lineage: Eukaryota; Viridiplantae; Streptophyta; Klebsormidiophyceae; Klebsormidiales; Klebsormidiaceae
Source: the annotation of a GenBank genome assembly
AUGCCAGAUGUUGAGAAACAAAUGAUCCUGUUCGAGUAUAGCUACCUAGGUUCUAGACACAAGAGUCCGGGGUACAGUAAACCUGAAGGUCUGAGUCAGGUGCCUGUCGACCAAAAUGCAGGGAAGGCACUCCACAGGCCAGUCAGUAAACCACUAGAUUCGAAAUUGACGGGCGCCUCAAUUGCCAUUAUGGCUGACGAGAACGCAAACGGCGGCGGGAAAGUGAGGCCGCGCAACCUGGCCGGCGCAUUUGCCGGCAUUCUUGCUAAAAAAGAACCCAGUGAUUGCGGGUUAUUAGAAACAGAGCAGCAGAAAUUCAAGGGCGGCGGAGAAACACGGGCCUUCUUUCAGGAGGUCAACCCAAAUCUGGUUGGGGCGGGCAACAAAGGAAAGUGUCAAAAGUCGCAGGCUGCUGAAAAAGCACGCGAGCAUGACGCCAGGCGCCGCCAGGCCUCGGGGGGGAAGCGGCCAAGCAUUGGUCUGUCCGUGGGGGCUGGGGUCGAUGGAAUCGUUCUGGGGGGGUUGGAAAGGGAGGGUGGAGACGGGAGGGAAAAAGGGACAAAGGGGCGGGGGGGCAAGCCGCCCAGGAGCCCUGUGGGGGGGUCCAAGAAGGCUGCAGAAGAUGACAGGUGGCAGCAGGAGAUUGGUCCGGAUGAGGAUGGGAGGGGAUCCUUGGGGCCCAGAAAGAAGGGCUUGGAUGUGCAGUCACCGAAGGGGAAAGAGGUCCCUUCUGCGGAGAGAAGGAUCAAGAGCGUUCGGAAGUGGAAGGAAGCUGUUAGCGAGGUCCUUGGCGAGGAAACAAUGGCUGAACGGGGGGUGGGCGAAGUGAAAGGGAGGGGGAAGAAGCGGAGUAGCAACGAGAGGGCAGAAGGUGGGGAGGAAGGGUCUGGCGGGAAGCGCCUGCGGUUGAGUUCGGAUUGGGGAGUAGCAAAGGGCGUCGGGUGUGCCUUUUCAAGGCAAGAACACUUCCCUGGCUUUCCAACCCAGCAGGGCAUGAGUUCAGCGGCCGGUGUGAACGCCCCCCCUGCUGAGGAAGACACCUUCCCGGGGGGUGCUCUGGUCCUAGCGACCAAGGCUCCAAGGAUACCCCCCUUGCAAUUCCACCCCGGUUCGGGCCCGCCCCGUAGCCCCCCCGCUAGACUCCCAGGGUUCAAGUCAUCAGGCGAAGCACUGGCGGUGUAUCCCAAAAUCAGGCCGUCCAGGGGGGUCCUCGCGCAGGGAAAUGAAGGGGGGGGUUCGAUGGAGUGGGUUAGACAGGAGGACGACACAACGGUGAAGCUGACGGUGCCGGAGGGGACGGAGGCACAUAAGCGCAACAAGAAGGAGGCGACAUGCCCGGGUUUCACUCACGUGUUUGGGCCGGAAUCCACGCAGGAAGAGUUCUUCAGGGGCACGACCGCGGGUCCAGUGGGGGCAUUCCUCAGCGAAGCCAAGAGCUGCGUGGUGUGGGCGUUUGGCAUGACGGCUGCCGGCAAAUCAUACACCAUGGUGGGGAGCGAGGGGCAACGGGCGGGACUCAUCCCCAGGGCGAUGGACUCAAUUUUUGCCUCCCUCUCCCGCCACCCCGGCGCCACUGUCGUCACUUUCUCAGUCAUCGAGAACCAGAACGACCGUUUCUACGAUCUGCUAGUGCCUCCACAAUCGAUGCACGGCAAGCGGCAGGGCGCGCUGGACUUCAAUACAGGGAACGGGACCGUCAAAGGAGCCCGAGAGGUGGUGCUGAGGUCAGCGGAGCACGGAAAAGCGGAGCUUCGGACAGCGCUUGCGAACAGACACACGGAACGGACCGACCUGAACGCCUCCUCCAGUCGAAGCCACGCGAUCUUCUCGCUGCGGCUUGGCGACCCAGGCGUUGGCGACCCGGAAGCCCGCGCGCGGCUGUGCUUCGUGGAUCUCGCCGGGUCGGAGCGGCUGGGCCGUACGCACAACGAGGGCGACCGGUUGCACGAGAGCCGGUGGAUCAAUAGCACGCUGACCACCAUCUUUCAGUGCAUAAAAGCGACCGGCGAAAACCAAGAAGCGCUCGGGAGGGCCGCCCGGUUGCGAAACCGAAAGCCAGUGGCACUAAAACCGGUGCCGUGCCGUGACAGCAGGAUUUCGUACAUGUUUCGCGAGGAGCUGAGCGGUCGGGGAAACAUGAUUUUGGCGCUGUGCCUGAGCCCUGACCGGGAGGACUUCGACGAGACGAUGUACCAACUAGAGAAGGCGAAGGAGGCCGCAAAGAUCAGGAUCUUCUGCGAAGUAGAGGCAGUGCAGCAGCCGUGGAGCCUCGCGAAGGCGCCACGUCAGCCCGCCAGCCCAGCCGUCCGAUACACCCAAGACGAGAUCGCACGGCGGUUGGCCGUUGAGGACGAGAACCAGCGCCUACGUCAGCACAUCAGAGAACUGAGCGCGCGCGUUGGGGGCGCGGGAGACGAGAGGGCUGCAGCGCUCGCGGACGAGAGCGAGCGCUUACGUCAGCAGGUGACGUCACUUGAGGAGGCGCUCGAGGAGGCGCGGCGGGCGCACGCGCGAACGGCGGAGCAGACGGAGAUCAGCGUCCGGAGAGAGGUCGUUGCGGAGUUCAAGGCCGCCCUCGAAGCGCGGAAGACCGUUGAGGACGCCAAGCUCGCGCGCGCGAUUGAGGCCGAGCAGCGCAAGUACGAGCGGCAGCUCGCGCGGCUCCAGGAGGAGUUCACACGCGCGGGCGCGCAGGCGACGCCUCCGAGCGCGCGCGCGCGCCGAUCAAGCGCGGGGCGCUUGGCUUACGAGUCCGCGGGAAGAACGGACGGCCGACUCUCUUUAGAGGGGGCAGAGACUGGUGGAACAAGCCGUGUGGAACUUGACGGGGAAAGAGAAGAGGAUUCGGUUCUGCCGGGUGAUGGCUUGACCCUACGUCUAGAACCGGAACCAACUGAACUAACGGAACCUCUCGCCUCUGAUCUGGACGCCGAGUCGGAUGGCGAAGUCAGUCAGCGGACGGUCCGGCGUUCGGACGGAACCUCAGAUGGGGCAACCGAACCGUUACCGGAGGAGGAACCGUUAGCGCCCAACAACAAACUAGAGCGGGACGAACAAACGGAGGCUCUGGCGGUGUGGCAAGAGCGGUGCCGUCAGCUCGAAGAAACGGUCGCAGCGCUUCAGAGGAGUGCAUCGACGGCUGAGAUACAUGAGGAUAGACAACGGGAGGUAGCGGAGGGCCACGUGGCAGAGUGUGACGUCACUGGAGAUGGAGACACGGAAGAGCUCCCUGCGUCGCCGCCUCACGAAGAAGAGGGCGGGGGAGAGGGUGACGUAAUUGCGGGUGGGGGCAAGAGCGAGGUUGGGAGGACGUCAGCGGAAAGGCGGGCGAAGGAGGAGCGAACUAGAAGAGGGAAAGAAAACGGAGAGGAGAACGGAGGAGAGUUGGAGGCGCUGAGAGAGGAGAUGGACGCAAGAGAGGCACGGCAUUCGGACGAGAUGCGCGAGGCGCAGGCGACGGUCGCCGCUUUGCAAGAGCGGAUAGGCCCCCUCCAAGAGCGUAUUGCGGAGCUGGAGUACGCUAUCAAGCAGAACGAGGCGCACUGCGCCGCGGUGCACCGCGUCGAGUCUGACGUGGCGUCCGAGCGCGCGGCUGACGUCAUCGAAACGAUGCGCGCGGACCUGCAGAAAGGGUUCGAGGAGGAUCUCAACGAAGUGCGGAAACGGUUCGAGGAAGAUAGGCAGAUACUCGAGAUGGGUCGAGAGGAAGAGAGCGCGCAGGCGGAGACGGACGCGCAGUCGCUGCGGAUGGAGAUCCAAAUGCUAGAGGACCAACUCGAGCGCCAACGAGAGGAGACGGACAAGCUCAACGCUCGCUACCAAAACCUCCUCAGCCGCGUCAACUCCAGUCCGCCCAAAUCUCCAAAGCCCCGCGCAACACUCGGGUUCGCUUUACCCGGGCCCUGUGCCAGCCCCCCCCGCCAGUUUCCCAGCCCGAAAAUGAGCGCCCCGUCCGAAAACAGGGCCUUAAGUCUCACGGCUCCCUCCCCGGGGUUCUCCUCGCCGCUCGGGAGAGCAAUCUCGGCCGCUGUGAAUAAGCACCCUGCGCUGGAGGCUGUUCACACCGGUCCCGUCGGACAGCCCGCAGAGCCAGUUGGGCUGGGGCUGAUAGCGCAGGAGGCGCAGUGUGAAGAGGCGCUCGGGAUGGAGUCCCCCACUCGGCGGAGCAUGCUCAGGAGCCCGUUCACACUGCUACUUAACAGCCCGAUUAAGAGCCCCGGGUUAGGCAGCCCAAGCCUGAUUACCCGGAGUCCUUCCUUCGCGUUCCUUGCGGCCAAUCGGAGCUUUCUACCGACCCCCCAGCUUCAGAACGGAGCGCAUUUACACUGCCAAUUGGCCGGGGGGGGAAACGGCGACAAAGGAGAAAGGCGCGGCCUGCGAGAAGCUAAGGAAGAAGUGGGGGGGUCGCCUGCUUUCAACCGGGAGAGAUCAACCGGUGGCAAGCGCGGGGGUUCCGCUUCUGGAGACGAACGGGCCAGAGCAAGGGUCUCUUUUGCGGCGGAAGAAACAAAAGUGGCGAGAGAAAGUAGAGAAGGUGGGCUUGGCGACCGGAGAGCGGAACUAGAGCGACGAGAUAGUGAGGAAAUGGAUUGCCGAAUGUCCUCCGGAACUCUGCUGGCGGAGCCCGGAAUCACCCUCGCCGGAGAGGAGCCGCAAAGAAUCGGCGACUGCCCAAGUGGCACUUCGAAGGCGUCGCUUCGUAAGCUGCCACGUGUUACCUUUUCACAGGCGGAGGGGCUUACUAGCGCGGAGGAGAGAGACAGCCGCACCCCACCAUUGGAGAGAGAUGAGUUUCGGAAGGGGGGGACAAUAAUCCCGUCAAAUUCACCCGAUUUCUGCCCCCUGGAGAAUGCAGACGACUUUCCGGCCGUCAGCCCGGCGUCCGAAGCCCCUGAAAUCCAAUCUCCAUUGCCCCCGGUUCAAUCCUCCGAGCAGUCACGAGAGACCGCGUUCUUUGCAUUCUCUCUGCGAGCCACGACGCCGGAAGUGUUCAAGAGCGUUUCGCCAGGGCUGGCCGGGGUUAACAACCGGUCACCUUUCCAUACCAGCCCGGCGGACGUCCCUAACCCAGCGCUAACCCGGUCUUCUUUCCAAGCCACUCGUGCGGACGACCCUAAGCGCGUCUCUCCGGUUCCGAACGGGGAUUCUGACCAGGGUUUAGCCUCGGAACCCGAAAGUCAGAUGCAAGAUCAAAGCGGGCGGGCCAGAGCGAUGCCGUUCCCCAGCAGAGAUUCUCCGGACGCGGGUCAGGAACCCGGGGUUAGCGAAACCAAUCGGGUAAAUGGACCGGUAGUUUUAACCGAGCAAGAAGAGGACCCUGCUGACCUCAUUCAGCGGCUGCCGCCAUUCGAGCGGGGGAGGCAGAGGCGGGCGGCCCUAUUCACACCGUUGAGGCCCGUGCCAAAACUCCCCGAGGAUGGAGCCAGUGUGAACGAGGGCGAUGGGGUUAAAGAAGAGGACGGGUGUUGUGGGGCCGGUGUAAAGGGAAAGCGGGUGAACCGGGGACCUAUUGGGCAACUGCUUGAGGAAACGGUUGGCGUUCCGCUGCCGUCGCUCUUGGACGCGGUCGGCGGACAGCGGAGCGAGCGACUGCGCGAGCUGGUUGCGCAGCAAGGAGGCGCGCUGGACAUAGCGCACUAUCAGCAGACUCAGGGCCUGCGGCUGUCUGCCGACAAGCAAAUUUGUUUGCGGUAUUGCUUUACGCUUCUGUCCGAGCGAUGGCGCGAUCCGUCUUCCGGCGCCCUCUUCCCCUUGGAGAAGCGGAAAGACGCGGCCGCGGAGCGCAUUCACACCUUCGGCGCCGUAACAGCGGGGCGCCGGGGGGGGGUGGGAAACGUGGCGAAAGGCGCCCGGGUGAAGCGGGUGGAAAUGCUGACGCCAAGGCUGAAGCGCCAGACGCGAGCUGCGUCUCGGCGACCGGUCCAAAACACCGGGGGAUCGUCCGAAAAGACGAACGGGAAGCAGCGGGCGCGGGCGAAAAGGCGGCCGGAAACCGGUUCCGAUGAGGCUUCCGAAGCGGAAUCCAGUUCGGAAGAGGACGAGUCUGACGAGCAGCUGACGUCACCCCGCUUGCUGACGUCGACGUGCUUCCCCGGAGAGUCUCCGUACGUCCACUCAGGAGCGAAGAAGGUGGUGCCGAUCGGGAGCGUUAACGCCCGUGGGUCGCCGGAAAAGUCGCCGGAAAGUGCCUCCCCCGUGCAGGAAAAGGCGGGGACGAUAGCUGAAAGCGGCGACCUACGGCGACCGGGAAAAGCGCCAGCUGUCCUUGUCGACCUCAGCGCGGAAGGGGAGGAAAGUGACGUGGCAGCGGGGUCGGGUGGCCACGUCGCAGAGCGGGAGGCUGCAGACGAGGCGCAACCUGCCGAAGCGAUUGUGUCGGACGAGUUGCGGGGUUUGGGGGUUUUGGCGAUAAGAUAUGGGGAGCGCAUUGCAGAAAGCGGAUUGCCGGGAGGGGAUGCGCAUAAAGGCAGGGUGAAAGCAACGGCCGGAAUUGGGAAGAAGAAGCGGCCCCGUUUACAGCCGAUUCAGCGGAUUGUCGAUUUGGAGGAAGCCCUCGGAGAGACGGACGGCUCGCCCGUCCGUGACGCGAGACGGACGAAGGUCAGAAAGUUGGGGACUCCCGUGGCAAGGCGCACCCGAAACCACCUGCGGUUUUUCUUGUAGAUAGUCUUCCGUGCUAGGUGUCACCUGCACGCCCUCUUAGAGCUUGAGUCGGCAAACUUAUUCCAAGCGGCUCGCUUUGUAUUCAGAUUGCCCUUGCAAUCGGUUGAUUGUUUGCGGAGGCCAGAUGGAUUUCGGCUCCCGCUUGAGCAAGGCCCACUGCUCCACAAUCAUGCAGCUCUUAUGUUUGAAAGGUGCUUCUUAUCAGUCCCGUGGUUGCUUCAAUCAAACUUGCACAAAGAAAGACCACGAGGAAUCACGUUGCCGCAA